This is a messenger RNA of Drosophila subpulchrella, 3385 nucleotides long. It is a transcript of the gene vri, whose product is annotated as histone-lysine N-methyltransferase 2D. Lineage: Eukaryota; Metazoa; Arthropoda; Insecta; Diptera; Drosophilidae. The record is from RefSeq and is a predicted model, not a curated record. Bases 320 to 2545 code for a protein of 741 amino acids. Gene Ontology annotation, cellular component: nucleus. Gene Ontology annotation, molecular function: DNA binding; DNA-binding transcription factor activity. Gene Ontology annotation, biological process: circadian rhythm; regulation of DNA-templated transcription. The transcript is spliced from 3 exons.
UUCUUUCGAAGCGGUUCAGGCGCUCGCGACAAAACUCUAUAUUAUACACACAUUAUAAUAUAUAGCCGAUCCAACACAAACAGCCCAUUCGAUCCGCGAUAAGCAAGAAAAAAUCAAAAGAACACCAAGUGAGAGCCGUCGAGCCGUUAAAAGCAUUUCGGCCAAGUGCAUCAACCGCAGAAACGUCGCGUUAGCCAACUAAAUCAGUUACCGAAAAUCAUAGAAAGUGUUUGAAAAACUGUUUUCGGAAAAUUCUAUAAUUUUCUAAACCACAAAUAAUAAACAAUGCCAAAGUCGUUUUGAAAUAAACCAAAACAUUAUGUCGAUUGUCUGCACGCUGGAACAGAAAGUGAACUUUUUCAAAGCGGCUGCAACGACCAAGAAUCUGUUGAUACUCAAAAACAAUACGGAUACGAACUACAGCAACAGCUAUAAGCAGGAUAACCCCAGCAGCAAUAAAUUUCCCCGCAUCCAGCCCCAAGGCAACCCCAACCACCUGCAACAGCAGCAGCAACUGCAGCAGAAACUAGCGCAGCUGCAUCACUACAGCCAGCAGAAGCUGAGCGUCGCAGACUUUCCCUACGGGCCACGCCCCCCAACCGGUGGCAAGGAGGAGACGCUGCUCCUGUUAGCCCCGCCGACCAAACUUUACCCGGAGGCCCCAGCAAUGCCCGAGGUCCUCAGCGGAACACCCACCAAUAGCCACAACAAAGCCAACAUCGCCAUGAUGAACAACGUCAGGCUGUCCAAUAUAUCUCCGACCCUGUCGAUGAACGGCAGCUCCAACGAAGCUUCUAAUUUGCAUCCUUUGUCCAUGUACGGAGGAUCCAUCAGUCCACAGUCCAAUGACAGCGGCAUGUCCGACAGUCUGGGCAAGUUUAUCCCGGGCAGCGGCUAUGGCGAUCAGAUGAUGGGUCAGUCCCCCUCCCAGGGCGGCAAUGGACCUCAAUCGGCUUUGACCGCCGCCCAGAAGGAGCUCUUCUCACAGCGCAAGCAACGGGAAUUCACGCCGGAUAACAAGAAGGACGAGAGCUACUGGGAUCGCCGGAGACGGAACAAUGAGGCGGCCAAGAGGAGCAGGGAGAAGAGGCGCUACAACGAUAUGGUUCUGGAGCAGCGCGUCAUCGAGCUGACCAAGGAGAACCAUGUGCUGAAGGCCCAACUGGACGCCAUCCGGGACAAGUUCAACAUCUCCGGCGAGAAUCUGGUGAGCGUGGAGAAGAUCCUGGCCUCGCUGCCCACCAGUGAGCAGGUGCUGAGCAACACAAAGCGCGCCAAGAUGAGCGGCGGCAGUGGAGGCUCCUCCUCGGGAUCCUCGCCCUCGGGCAGUGGAUCGGGUGAGGGAUCACCACCGGGUGGACACAAUGGCUACCCAGUGGGACCACCUCUCUCGCCCCUGAUCUACGGACCCAAUGGCAAUGCCCGGCCAGAGGCCACGGUGAAGAGUGUCCAUCACAUACAGCACGCGGGAGUUCCGCCGCCGCCCACGCACCUGCAACAGUUGGUGGUGCCCCAGCCCCAGCCGCAGCAUCUCUACCAGCCACAGCCGCAGCAGCAGCAGCAUCAGCCGCAUCCGCAGCAGCUUUCCCAGCCACCACAACAGCAGCAGCAGCAGCAACAGCAGCAGCAGCAGCAGGAGCCCAGUCCCAGUGCCGGCUCCAGCUCGCCAACCAUCUCCAUCUCCGAUCCGCACAACCGCCCGCCCAGCAGCAGCACAAUUGCCAAUCUCCAGGUGCAACUGCAGCAGGCCCUCAACCGGAAUGUCAGGCCCGAGGAUCUGGACAGUCUGCGCAAGGCGGUGGCCGCCGGAGCUCUCUACAAUGCAGCGGCUGUGGUGGGAGCACAACCACCACCGCCACCACCCGCUGGUCUCUAUGUGCCCGCACCCAGCGCAUACAAGGAUCAUCUGGAGGCGGCCGCCGCCUGGAGUCACAACGUGGAGGCGGCGGUGAGCAGCAGUGCCGUGGAUGCGGUGAGCAGCUCAUCGGUGGCCGCCAGUGCGGCCAGUGUGCUGAACCUGUCGCGAAGAGCAGCUGCCUGUUCGCCCAGCUACGAGCACAUGCUCUCCUCCACCACCUCCUCCUCCACUCUAUCCUCGGCCUCCUCAUCGGGAGCCGUUUCCGGCGAUGAUGAGCAGGAGCACGAACCGGCGCACCUGGCUCCAUUGCAACUCCAGCGAAGCAGUUCGCAGCAGGGCAGCGAUGCCAACAACUGUCUGCCCCUCAAGCUGCGCCACAAGUCCCAUCUCGGCGACAAGGAUGCGGCGGCCACGGCGCUGCUGUCACUGCAGCACAUCAAACAGGAGCCCAACUGCAAUAGAUCAUCGCCGCCGGCUUGGAACGAUGGUGGUGACAACUCCAGCGACGAAAGGGACUCCGGCAUCUCCAUUGCCAGUGCCGAGUGGACGGCGCAGCUGCAAAGGAAGCUCCUGACGCCCAAGGAGGCCAAUGUGGUCUCCAGUGCCGAGCGCGAUCAGAUGCUCAAGUCGCAGCUGGAGCGCCUGGAGUCCGAGGUGGCCAGCAUCAAGAUGAUCCUGGCGGAGUAACCAAGCCUCAGGAGUUGGAGAAGAGGAGCAGGAGCAGCAGCAGGAGAGAGAGUGAAGAGACAGAGACUCUGAAGGGAUCAGAGUGAGGGAGCAGGGCAGAGAGUUCCAUGGCGCCAGUAGUUGUUCUGGACAAAGAAGCAGUAGUACCAGUAGGGAUGUCCAAAACAGAGUGUUAACUAUUAGAUAUCGAUGCAUGCUUGUCUCCAUUUCUAUGUAUAACUCUAGGGCCAGGUUUCUGCCAUAGGCAUUCUAGACCCUAUGGUUUCAACCUGACCCACAUAUAUGUGUGUACGUUUACCUAUCCACUGUAUUGAGUCUUGUAAUCGUGAAUGUUUAACUAUAUAGAUCUCGUCAAACUCGGAGCUAAACAAAUCCUUAGGGCCAGUCAGCCCAAAAGAAUUUCUUAUUUAACCUGUUUAUACAUACACACAUACGCGCUAUUUGUUUACAUGGCUAUUUGGUGGUGACCUGUGAGAAAUAUCGGGGUCACCUUCCAAGCUAUUGUUCUCUUAUGCAUCCCAAGUUUCCUUAUGCACAGCGAAAGCGAAGAAAGAAGAUAUAUUAUAUUUGUAGGCAAACGUUACCAAGUAUUUGCUGUUGUACAUAUUACACAAUUAAUUAUAUUUACUCUAUAUCUCUACAUAUUCCUAUCGUGUACAUAAUUUUAGUUGCAAGCUAAGCUUAUUUUAUUUUAUUUUAAAACUAUUGUGUAGUAAAACAAACAUAUACAUUACACUUAAGAGACGCGUAAAGCACAUUCAAAACGUGAGAGACGAAAGAAAUCUGAAAAGAAUUAAUGAAUAUAUUCUGCAAUAAAUAAUUUUAAAUAUCUUACCCUAA